AUGGACAGGAAAAUGGAAGCCUUGAGCACCAAAACCAAGACCAGAAUAGGGUUUUGGAACAUACGGACGAUGUACCAAGCAGGAAAACUGGCGCAAGUGACAUCAGAGAUGCGUCGAUACAGUCUGCACAUGUUAGGCGUUAGUGAGACGAGAUGGACAGGAUACGGAAAAAAAACAACAUCAACAGGAGAGACCAUACUCUAUUCAGGCAGAGAGGAUGACCAACAUGAGGAGGGAGUUGCCAUCAUCUUGAAGAGAGGAACAGAGAAAAACAUGAUUGAAUGGAAACCUGUCAAUAGCAGACUGAUGAAAGUGAGGAUGAAAGGGAGACAAGUAAACAUGACAGUCAUUCAGUGCUACAGUCCAACAAAUGACAGCGAGGAUGAGAGGAAAGACCUUUUCUAUGAACAGCUGGAUGCUGAAGUCAAGUAAACACCAAGGCAUGACCUUUUGAUUGUCAUGGGAGACCUCAAUGCAAAGGUUGGCAAUGACAAUACCAACAACGAGCGAGCAAUGGGCAAGCAUGGCUGUGGGAUAAUGAAUGAGAACGGAGAAAGGCUCAUUGACUUCUGCAAUACCAACAACCUAGUUGUGGGAGGCACCUUGUUCCCACACCGUGACAUCCAUAAGCUGACUUGGUACUCACCAAACGACAGGGACAGGAACCAAAUUGACCACCUGCUGAUCAACGGAAUGUGGAGAAGAUCAAUUUUGAAUGUCCAGGUCAAGCGAGGAGCCGAUGUUGCAAGUGAUCACCAACUUGUUACAGCUAUGUUGCUACUGAAACUGAGAAAAGCAGAGAACAAGACCCAUACUACAAGAAGACUUGACAUCCAGAAACUUAAAGAUCCCCGCAUAAGACACAACUUUGUUCUACAGGUCAAGAACAGAUUUCAAGCACUGCAGGAUCUGGAAACAGAAGUCAGAGUUGACAAGAUCGACUUAACAUAUGAAAACAUCAAGAAUGUCUAUCAGAAGAGUGCAGAAGAGAGUCUUGGAUACAGAACCAAGAAACAGAAAAAGGAUUGGAUCAGACUGAGCACAUGGAAAGCCAUAGAGAAUAGAAGGAAACUCAAGAACCAGCUGAUGAACACAAAGUCAGAAAGGCUAUUAGAGAGAUACAAGCAGCAAUACAGAGAGUCCAACAAGGAGGUGAAGAGGAAGUUCAAGACAAUUUGGACUUCAGCAACUAUACCUGAGGAAUGGACCAAAGGUGUGAUCAUCAAAAUUCCAAAGAAGGGCACACUCAGCGACUGCAACAACUGGCGAGGCAUCACCCUUUUAUCCAUCCCUAGCAAGAUCCUGGCCAAGGUAAUCAUCAAAAGGUUAUCGAAAGCCGUGGACGCAGAACUGAGAAAGGAACAAGCUGGAUUUAGAGCAGGGAGGAGAUGCACAGAACAGAUUUUCGCUCUGCGUAACAUCAUAGAACAGAGUGCAGAAUGGUGUCUUCAGCUUUAUGUAAACUUCAUUGACUUUGAAAAAGCAUUUGACAGUGUGCACAGAGACAGCUUGUGGCGAAUCUUGAGGGCCUAUGGAAUACCGUAUGACAUGGUAAAGCUGAUCAGGAGUUUCUACAACAACUACAGCUGUUGUGUGGGAGGAAGCGACAUCUGGUUUGAGGUAAAAACUGGGGUCCGUCAAGGCUGCGUGAUGUCCGCUCUUCUCUUUAACUUGGUGAUAGACUGGGUGAUGAUUUCUUUAUAUUUUGAUUAA
This is a messenger RNA of Puntigrus tetrazona (Sumatra barb), 1713 nucleotides long. RefSeq lists its product as uncharacterized. Gene Ontology annotation, molecular function: catalytic activity. The transcript is spliced from 3 exons. NCBI's taxonomy places the organism in Eukaryota, Metazoa, Chordata, Actinopteri, Cypriniformes, Cyprinidae. The record is from RefSeq and is a predicted model, not a curated record.